AAUAAAGAAAAUUAUGGGUAAAGUUCUUUGUUGAAAUUUGUAAUCAUACCAUGUAUGAAAAUUUUUUGUAAUAUUUGUGGUUUUAUAUCUAGUCUCUUGGUCAUGUUAUUUGGUUUUUUUUUUAAUUACAUUUGCUUUUUACCAAAUUUAUAGUUUAUUUAGACUGUGUAUUUACAAAUGUCAUGGCCGUAUUUGACGAUAUACAACAAUAUGACGAAGAAAUUGCUUGUACAUCCAUGGAUGAAGCAUAUUUGACCCACGUUCAGGAUCCAAUACUUAUAAGAGGUAUUGGGAAUCUCACUGUUUUUGGACUUAGUAGCAGGUUUCAGUCAGAUUUUCCUAGUGCCUUAGUAUCUCGUGUUGCUCCUGAAGAAUUUGAAGAAACUAUGGGCCGUAUUAAUUCUGUUUUAAAAAAAAGUUUACCUAUGAAUGCUAAAUGGCUGUUUUGUGGUUGCAUGUGUUGUUGUUGUACAUUAGGUUGUUCACUUUGGCCUGUAAUAUGUCUUAGCAAAAGGACUCAGCAUAAUUUAAAUAAACUACUUGAUUGGGAAAAUAAUCACCUUUAUCAUAAAAUUGGUUUGCAUUGGAGAUUAAAUAAACAAAGAGUUGACACUUCUUCAAUUACUGAAUAUGUACUUUUGGUUGAAUUUAUUCCAAAAAUACCAAUUUACAAACCAGACUAGAUGAACUUGAUGAACAUUUGCUAUUGCAUCAAUAGGUGUAAAAAUGCAAUUCACUAUUUUUUUUUUCAUUUUACCAGACAAUUAAUAUUUUUUCGGAAAACGGUAAAAAGUUCAAAAAUUUUGCUCAAAAAAAUACAUAUAUGUGUGUGUAUGUAUAUACAUGUAAUCAUAUAGUAUAUAAAAAAUUAAACAAAAACUGACUUUGUAUUCCAAUUUUAUUAGUGUUAAUUUCAAUGAAUAUUGUAUUUCUAAAUAAUUGUGUCUAUAUUUAUAUAUAUAUCCAUAUAAUAUUUAUUCAUGUAUUUCACUUUUAUAAUAAUUGAAUCUAAAGUUAAUAUUUUAUUACUAUGUGAUAUUAAUGUGAUACCCGGUCGGGUACUUAAAAAUGAAAACUCUUAAUUGUCUUACCUUCUUGUUCUACUCAUUGACUUGUUUGUAUUUUUGUGUUACUUCACUUCUUUUUUUACAUUAAUAUUAAGUUUUAACUUAAGUCAGAUAGAUCAAAAAAAAAAACCUUUUAGGUAAAGUUUAAUGUUAUAGUAAGUGUUUAAAAGCCAUAAUUAAAAAAUCAUAAUCAAUCGGCUACAUUACAAGCAUCACAUCUUACUACUUUUAUUCGAUGUAUGUUAUCAUGAACAAAAAUUAUCCUAAAUUCCAAAAUCAAAUCAUGUUUUCUGUUAAAUCUUUUUAGUUACUCGAUAUGAAUGCAUGAAUGCUUCUAUUAAUAAACAUAUGGGCCCAUAUGUUAAUUUAAAAAUUUAUAAAUAAUGAUUUAUAGAUGAUUUUUCUAUAAUAAUGAUACAUAAUUUGUAAAGUUAUAGUUUGUAAUCUUUUUGUAAAUAGUAUUUGUAAUAAAUGUUAUGUGUAAUAGCAUCA
Messenger RNA from Daktulosphaira vitifoliae (grape phylloxera), 1559 nucleotides. Its product is annotated as cysteine-rich hydrophobic domain-containing protein 2. The transcript has 4 exons. Bases 183 to 683 code for a protein of 166 amino acids. NCBI's taxonomy places the organism in Eukaryota, Metazoa, Arthropoda, Insecta, Hemiptera, Phylloxeridae. The record is from RefSeq and is a predicted model, not a curated record.